This is a messenger RNA of Cyphellophora europaea CBS 101466, 447 nucleotides long. RefSeq lists its product as uncharacterized. The record is from RefSeq and is a predicted model, not a curated record. NCBI's taxonomy places the organism in Eukaryota, Fungi, Ascomycota, Eurotiomycetes, Chaetothyriales, Cyphellophoraceae. Bases 1 to 447 code for a protein of 148 amino acids. The transcript has a single exon.
AUGUACAAAUCCCUCUCCCUCCUACUCCUCGCCGCCCUCGGCGCCACCGCCACCAACCAACCCUGGGAAGCAACAUCCGCUCCCUCCCCACCCCCGCCACCGCCAGCACCAGCACCACCGGCGCCCCCCGCCCCAGAGUCCUGGAAAGACACUCCCGCCCCUCCCCCACCGGUCCAGUACGUCCACGCGACAUUCCAGGGCGCCAACCCGCCCGAAGCGCAAUACACGCGCAGCAUCCCCGCCGACGGCAGCGAGUUCUACACGAACGACCCCCUGUCCAUCAGCCACAUCGUCACCGACGGGGGGCCAUGUACCUUCUACGGCGUCGACGGCCUGGUGCUGGCGAAGCCGGCGGGGGGACUGGUUGAUGUGGGCCCGCCGCAGACGAUUACGAAGGCGGUGUGUAAGGCCGCGGGCGGGUAUAAGGCGAAGCGCUUCAGUGCUUAA